Paraphaeosphaeria sporulosa is the source of this 1220-nucleotide messenger RNA. RefSeq lists its product as uncharacterized. The transcript has 2 exons. Bases 35 to 1063 code for a protein of 342 amino acids. Gene Ontology annotation, biological process: translation. NCBI's taxonomy places the organism in Eukaryota, Fungi, Ascomycota, Dothideomycetes, Pleosporales, Didymosphaeriaceae. The record is from RefSeq and is a predicted model, not a curated record. Gene Ontology annotation, molecular function: structural constituent of ribosome. Gene Ontology annotation, cellular component: mitochondrial large ribosomal subunit.
CUCCAUCUCCAUUGCGCGUCGACCACACAUCACGAUGCCGCCCCGAAUACGGCUCCGACCAUGCGCUCUGCGUCUCCGCAACGCCGCACCGCUCAACAACCCCCUCUGUGCAUCCUAUGCCUCGCUCACAACAGCAACUACCCCAGCGCCGGCAAUUGACCCAACGCAGGCUGCUGCCCCGAUACUCAGAUACCCGCCUACGCAACCGCCCUCGCACAAGCCGCCGGAAGUCCGCAAGACGCAGUUGCACCGAACAUACCAGUCCGUCCUCAAGUCGUCGCCCUUGAUCCUGCUGUUCCAACACAACAACGUCAAAGCGGUAGAAUGGAUGAGCAUACGGAGGGAGCUUGCAAUCGCGCUGCGGAAAGUGGACGCUGAGAGAGCGAAGAACGGCCACGAAGGCUUGAUCGGAGACCAGAUCAAGUUCCAGGUCAUAACCACGAGCAUCUUCGCCAGUGCACUGCGCGUGGUGGAGUUCUUCAAGCCGGAGGAGAACACGAUGGACCAUGUGCAGCAACCCACGGACCCACGGUCAGCGACGAGCGCGCAGAUCCCGCAGACGACGAACUCGCCAGAAGACGAGGCCUUCAAGCACGGUCUGAGCAGGAGAGCGUGGGAAGUGGCCUCGAACCGCAAGCUCAAGAGCGAGCUUGAGCCGCUUCUCUCAGGGCCCCUGGCUAUCCUCACCUUCCCAGAUGUAUCGCCACAGUACCUCAAAACUGUGCUCUCCAUCGUUGCGCCCUCGCCGCCCGAUUUCCCUGCGCCCAAGCGCAAAGCAAACCCCUCAUACUUUGAGCCCGAAGUGCAGUCCGGACUGCAGAAGCUCAUGCUCCUGGGUGCCCGAGUAGAGGGCAAGGUGUUCGACACAGAAGGCACGAAGUGGGUCGGCGGCAUUGACGGCGGUAUCGACGGACUGAGGGCACAGCUUGUCCACAUGCUGCAAGGUGUUGGUGGCCAGCUCACAGGUGCUCUGGAAGGCGCCAGCAGGAGUCUCUACCUGACCGUCGAGGGCAGGAGAAUGGACAUGGAGGAGAAAGAGAAGGGCGACAAGCCGGCCGAGUAGCGGUUCUGGUUCGAAAAUCUUGUAUAAGCAUUGGGAACGGAUUAUGUAUAGAUAUUGUACAUGUGUCGUAGUAGUACGGAUAGAGACACGAGUCUUUGUUGUAUGUAUAAUACAUCGCGGUUUGUUGAAGCAGAAGAUGCGCCCGAGCUCCCAAGCC